Molecule: messenger RNA, 1169 nt
Organism: Anopheles darlingi
Lineage: Eukaryota; Metazoa; Arthropoda; Insecta; Diptera; Culicidae
Product: L-xylulose reductase
Exons: 4
Coding region: 439-1167 (242 amino acids)
Biological process (GO): xylulose metabolic process; glucose metabolic process
Molecular function (GO): L-xylulose reductase (NADPH) activity; carbonyl reductase (NADPH) activity
Source: RefSeq, a predicted model, not a curated record
GUAGUGCGACUAAACCAAUACACCUUAUUGUUGCGAAGAACGCGCGUUUGUUGCUGCUAGUCGCUGUAGUUGACAGUAAUUGUGGUUUUUGUGUGUGUGGCGGGGCAUCGGUAAACAGCUGAUAAGCCGCGACUGCGUGUGUUUCGCUGGCUAGAACGCAUUCUGGUGCAUCUAGGAGGGAGGCCUGCUCGGAUCUUCUACAUUCGGAUGUAACCACCCAUCAUCGAGCAACAAAACAUGUCCAUAAUCUUUACGAAGGCGCCAGCACACCGACCAUUCUACACGGAUCGCCAAUCAAGAGACGACAAUCGAGGCAGCUGAAUAGGCCUGGCGUUUGAUAAGAUUAGUUGAACCGCAGCAGCCGGGCACUGGAGCAGCUUGUUUAAGGAUUUGCGAGUAUACGGAACAAUCUGGAGUGGUGGUUAGUUCCCGUUGACCAUGGAGUACAGUUUCAAGGGCAAAAUUAUCGUAGUAACCGGUGCUGGCCAAGGCAUCGGCAAUGAGCUGUGUCGUCAAUUGGAUCGACUCGGUGCGAAGGUGAUUGCGGUAUCUCGAUCCCCGGCGCCACUGGAGGAACUGAAACGGGAUUGUUCCUCGGUCGAAAUUAUCCAGGUGGACCUGUCGGAUUGGUCUGCGACGCGUGCUGCUCUCGGUGCACUGGAGAAGAUCGAUGGCCUGGUCAAUAACGCAGGCAUUGCCAUUAUCAAACCAUUCGCGGAACUAACAGAAGAGGAUUUCGAUCGGACGUUUAACGUUAAUGUGAAAGCCGCCUUCAAUGUGGCGCAGAUACUGGCCCCAAAAAUGGGACCGGGCGGUAGCAUCGUGAAUGUUUCCUCGCUUGCGGCGCUCAAGGCGUUUGAGGGUCAUUCGGUCUAUUCCGCAUCGAAGGCGGCUAUCGAUGGGUUAACGAAGAGUUUGGCGCUCGAACUGGGACCCCGCCAGAUCCGUGCCAAUAGCGUUAACCCGACGGUUAUCCUGACACGCAUGGGACGCGACAAUUGGUCCGAUCCGGCGAAAGCCGGUCCACUGCUGGCGAAGAUUCCGCUUCGGCGAUUCGGUGAGGUACCAGAGGUUGUUGAAACGAUCGUGUACCUGCUCAGUGAUCGAUCCAGUUUUCUCAAUGGCCACUGUUUGCCACUAGAGGGUGGCUUCAUGGCCGGAAACUGAUG